AUGGAAGCGGACGAAGCGAAUUUUUUUGAGAGAGCUCUAUUGUGCGGCUGGAGAUCGUUCAGACCUUUUUUUUUUCAAAGACUAAACACGCCAAAAUGGUUUCUUGUGUUUCUUUUUUUAUACUCUUUCAUGCAAGGUAUGAUUGUGACAGGUCUAACGGCUGCUGGUCUUUUUUUGUUGGAGAAGAGAUUCAAACUCACCAGCAAACAGACCGGUAUGAUUGUAGCAGCAAAUGACGUCUCUGCACUGAUUCUGAUCAUCUUUAUUAGCUACUUUGGAGGUCACAGGAACAAAGCCCGCUGGCUGGGCAUAGGAGCAUUAGUAACUAGUCUGGGAUGUUUGUUGUUCGCCUUUUUUUUUGUCCUUGUCGGCAAGUACACCCCUCUUGAACUUGAAACGUUUUUUUGCAUACAAACUUGUUGGUUUAACAGUACAAAGAUACCUAUUUUUUUCGGUGUGUGCGCUGAAGCCAAAGGUUACACAGCUUGGAAUUUUUUUCUGGUUUUUGUGGGGGCUAAGCUUCUUUUAGGGGCAGGAUUUUUUUCUCUGUUUACGCUUGGCCCGGCUUAUAUCGACGAAAAUGUUUUUUUAAAGGCAGCGCCCAUGUAUCUUGGGGUGUGGUUUAUAGCUUUUUUUUUUGGUCCUGGAAUUGGUUACGUAGCAGGAGGGUCCCUUCUUAAUGUGUGGGUGGACCUGAUUCAGCCUCCUGGAGUUGACUUGACUUUUUUUGAUCCCCGCUGGAUUGGGGCCUGGUGGCUAGGGUACUUUUUUUUUUGUCUACUACUGUUAUGUACCUCUAUAGCACUUCUUGGUUUUUUUUUAGAGAUGCCAGGAGCCCGUGAACAAAGAUUAGCUGCUAUUUUUUUUGGACUUUUGCCGCCUCGUGAUGAGCACAUUCAGGGCCGAUUUUUUUAUAUUUUACCAGCCACCAAAUCUAUCCUUACUAACAAAAUUUUUUUGUUCAAUACUUGCGCCUUUUGCUGUACAACACUCAUCGCUUUUUUUCUGGGACCUUUUGUGUCGAAGUUUAUCCAGUCGCAAUUUUUUUUUUCUUCCUCAACGGCAGGAAUCCUCUCUGGUUUUUUUAUCAUCCCAGGCACUGCUGGCGGUAUAUUCCUGGGCAGUUUUUUUUUCAAGAGAGUUGAUGUCAGACGGUCGUGUAAGAUGGCUGUUUUUUUCUGCUUCAUCUUUCAAUUUAUUGGUACUUGGGCUGUGCUAACUUUUCUAAUUCCCGGUUGUAAGACGACGCUGCUAGCUGGUAUUUUUUUUUCUUACAACAAUAGCACUCUUGUGGAUUUUUUUAAGUCUUCUCCUUGUAACAACCUGUGUCAUUGUAACAGCUUUUUUUAUGACCCCGUGUGUGGAGUCGAUGAGGUGUCCUACUUCUUUUUUUUCCAUGCUGGCUGCACCAAAAGAAUUGUAAAAGAUGGAAAUUUUUUUAUGUAUUUUUUUUGCCGUUGUAUUUCGUCCCCAGACAGUACCGUUCGUUAUUUUUUUUCUGCACAAGGAACAUGUGACCGAGACUGUAAGAAUUUGAUUCCAUUUCUGUUCGGCGCUGUGGUCUUACUAAUCUUCAAUUUUAUUUUUUUUACGCCCAACAAAACUGUGGUUUUGAGAUGCGUGCCAGAUAAUCAACGGACAUAUUUUUUUGGUCUGCAGUGGCUUUUUCUGAGUAUGUUUGGUUCUUUGUUUUUUUCUGUUAUAUUCGGUGCAUUUAUUGACAAGACCUGUAUCUUUUUUUUAGAGACGUGUAGCGGCAGAGGAAGCUGCCUGGAGUACAACAAUGAACUUCUAAGCUAUUUGUUGGUAGCGGCAGGCCUGUUCUUUCAGGUUCUUUCAACGGCCCUUUACUUUGGUUCGUGGUUCUUCUGCAAGUCACACGACCCUCUUAUCCCUGGUAUCCUGGUUGUAGGUGAUUCAGCCUCGUCUCAAACUCGCCUCAGUCCUCCACAGACACCAGUGCCUGGUUUUGAAUUCCGCCAACAGCGCCAAGCGGCUGGUCAGCAGGCUCUUCCAGAGGGAGAAGCUCUUGCGCAGGCUGAUCACGACAGAGAAAACUCGUCCCCAGUUCCUGGCUUCGCGAGGUAUGAAGCUGAUGAUGACAGCGUGUACCUAUCAUUUACAAAUGCAGGUGGAGAAAGCCAAAGUAGUUUUCUACCGAUCGCUCAGAUUGAGUCUUCCAUUUGAGAUAGAUAGUAUUUUGUGUUAGAACACAUACAAAGUGUAGGUUUUAUUUUCACUUAGCAAUUUGACAAAUAAUCACCCCAAGAAGAAAUCCAUCAAUGUAUGAAAAAGAACAUUUCCAGCGCGUUUUCAAAUUCUCGUACAUCCUUCUUACUAUUUGUAAGAUCCCGAAAGUAAAAGUAAGAUUUUAGAUAAAAAAAAAAAAACUCGUGAACAAGGUACUCGCCAGGUACCAAAACAUCUGAAUAUAUUAAUUAUUUGAAAAAACACCACAAAAAAUUACGUUUCUUUGGCAUGCUGUUAACAGGAAUUUCAUCUACAGCAGUUUUAUAACCGCUGCUUGGUCAAACGAUGUUUGUUUGUAUCCAUUGGUCCUGUUAGGGGUUUUGAAGGGAAACCUUUAGUUAGCUUACUAGUUUCCGAUUACGGCCAAGGUGUGGUAACUUAAAACAAAUUAUUCGAGUCAAAGAAAGAUUUUCCUAAACGAUCAAUUUGAUCUAAAAUCGAAAUACAGUAGAACCUCGAUUUAGCGAAGUGCCAAGGUACUGGGGAAAUUGAUUAUUUAUUUAGGUGCACGUCAUGUAUUUCGUUGUUUCAAUUUUAUAUUUGUUCCUUGGUUUAUUAUUUCUUUUGAGUUUUUGUUACUUUGUUGCGCUUGACUUUUUUUUUUUGUACAUUUACUUAUCGUCU
Stylophora pistillata is the source of this 2874-nucleotide messenger RNA. Its product is annotated as solute carrier organic anion transporter family member 4A1. The record is from RefSeq and is a predicted model, not a curated record. Gene Ontology annotation, cellular component: membrane. Gene Ontology annotation, molecular function: protein binding. Gene Ontology annotation, biological process: transmembrane transport. Lineage: Eukaryota; Metazoa; Cnidaria; Anthozoa; Scleractinia; Pocilloporidae.